CCUGUAUUGAAAGCACCGCUGUUCAUCAUGGCUCUUACACUUUUUUCAUCGGCUUAUGAGUACCUUGAGCAUUCCUUACAGCAAGCUACUAUAUCCAUUCUCAAGCAAGGUCCAAUACCACGACAUGUGGGUUUCGUCCUUGAUGGCAACCGACGAUUUGCUCGCGCGCACGGUGCAACUAGUACUCGUUUUGGCCAUUAUGAAGGAUUCCGCCAACUUGAAAAGGUGCUAGAGACUUGCAUGCAGUUGGGAGUGGAAGCAGUGACAGUAUAUGCUUUCAGUAUUGAGAAUUUUAAACGCUCAAAAGAAGAAGUGGAUUAUCUGAUGCAGCUAUUUCGUGAAGCAUUUUCAGAACUUUGUGAGAAAAACGACGUUGUCAAGGAAUAUGGUAUUGCGGUUCGAUUUCUUGGCAACAUUAGUUUGUUACCUCCGGAUGUUGCUGAAAUAGCGUUAAGGACAGAGGAACGAACGAGGCAUAAUACCAAGCGAAUAUUCAACAUAUGCUGCCCAUAUACCUCCCGUGAUGAAAUAUCCACCGCCAUGCGAAAUAGCGUCAAGAAAGUUGAGCAAGGUCAUAUGAGGAUAAGGGACAUCAACGAACAUGUGAUAGAACAAAACUUAUUCACUGCCAAAUCACCACCACUCGAUAUACUCGUUCGCACUUCAGGAGAAAUCCGAUUAAGUGAUUUCUUGUUAUGGCAGAGUAGCAAGGACUGCCACAUUCAAUUUGUCAAAUGCUACUGGCCACAAUUUUCUUUAUGGCGGUUUCUUCCAGUAUUGCUUGAGUAUCAGAUGAAUUAUCGUGACAUGAUGGUGAGUAUAUGUUUGGAUUACGAACCUUUGUGGACAAGCUCAACCUGACAUAUCGUAUAGGCCAAUAGAUCGGAAGACCACAUUCCUACACCACGCCGUCGACGUAGUGGAUCAGACUCAUCCUCAUCAUCGGAUACUUUGGUUGGUGACGACGAUAUAAACCUGUUAGAGUCACUAGCAAUAGAAGAAAGCAGACAAUGUUCUUAAGCGCAGCAUAAGAGCACAGUCAACUAUCUAUUUUCAGAAAUUAUGGAAACCCUUUUGUAAUUUUCAUUAUACCAAGUCGUUAUGUACAUGACCAUGUACAAGCGUACACAAAUACAUUCA
This is a messenger RNA of Umbelopsis ramanniana AG, 1140 nucleotides long. RefSeq lists its product as uncharacterized. The coding region runs from base 28 to 861 and encodes 277 amino acids. Gene Ontology annotation, molecular function: ditrans,polycis-polyprenyl diphosphate synthase [(2E,6E)-farnesyl diphosphate specific] activity. The record is from RefSeq and is a predicted model, not a curated record. NCBI's taxonomy places the organism in Eukaryota, Fungi, Mucoromycota, Umbelopsidomycetes, Umbelopsidales, Umbelopsidaceae. Gene Ontology annotation, cellular component: membrane; dehydrodolichyl diphosphate synthase complex; endoplasmic reticulum. The transcript has 6 exons.